AUGCCAUCUUUUUCAAUAAAUAAUGGUUUACAUAGUAAAUAUAGUAAUAUAUCUCAGAUAAUAUACUUAGAUAAUAAUGCAACAACAUGUGAAGAUAAAUCUGUUAUUGAAUCAAUGGUUAAUCAUUUAAAACAUUCAAAUUCAUUUGGUAAUCCAAAUAAUUCACAUUUAAUUGGAAUUCAAACUCGAUAUUUAAUUGAUGAAGCACGAGAACAAGUUCGAAAUUUAAUUAAUGCUUCAGAUACAAAUGAAAUUAUAUUUACAAGUGGUUCAAUUCAACCAAUUGAAGAAAUAGUUAAUAUAUGUCGUAAAUAUAAUUCAUCUGAUAUUAUUAUUCAUAGUGAUGCAUUACAAUCAAUAGGAAAAGUUUCAAUAGAUGUAUCACGUCUUGGUAUUAAAUUAAAAUCAAUUCUUUAUGGUGCACAACAUGAAUAUGAUCUUCGAUCAGGUACUGAAAAUGUUUUAGCUAUUAUUGAUAGUACAUGUCAUGAAGAUACUCAACAUCAAACAAUAUCAACAACACUUCAAACUAUUGGUCUUUCAUAUAGAUUAGCACGCAGCACGAUUCGAUUAAGUACAAGUUAUAUGACAACUGAUGAUGAACUUGAUCAAGCUAUAAUUCUUAUUACAAAUGCUUUCAAACAACAACUUUCUUCUUUGAUUGAUGAACAUCAAUUUCGUUAA
Messenger RNA from Rotaria sp. Silwood1, 684 nucleotides. NCBI's taxonomy places the organism in Eukaryota, Metazoa, Rotifera, Eurotatoria, Philodinida, Philodinidae. The record is from the annotation of a GenBank genome assembly.